AUGGUUCGGGUCGCUGCUUCCUUCCUCUCGGCUCUGGCCGGCCUCGCCGUGGCCCCCUGGAUUCCUCAGGCACUCGCCGCGGAUGCGGUUGACGGCCUCAACGCGCCUCCGCCUCCGCCUCCGCCUCCUCCUUCCGGUCGUGACUGCACCGGCGUCAAGGCCAUCCACCCGGCCUGCGGCCAGAUCGAGCCCCCCUACCGCCGCGACUUCUUCUACGUCGGCGGCAGCCUCCUCCCCGGCGCCUUUGGCAACGUCACCGUCGGCCAGCUCUAUGUAGAGAAGCUCACUCCCGCCCAGGGCGUCCGCCAACCCAAGCCCCUCGUCUUCUUCCAUGGCGGUGGUGGCUUCACCGGCGGCACCUGGCUCAACACGCCUGACAACCGCAGAGGCUUCGCCGCCUGGUUCCUUCAGCAAGGCUACCAGGUCUACCUCGUCGACCAGCCGGGUCUUGGCCGCAGCUCCUCCAACGACCUCGCAAACUUCCCUCUUAUGGCCGGCUCCGGCCCGGAGCUCGUCGAGGCCGGCUUCACCGCCGUCGAGGAUUACCUCUCCUAUCCCCAGGCUGCCCUCCACACCCAGUGGCCCGGCACAGGACACAAGGGCGACCCGGCUUUUGACCAGUUCGCCGCCGCCAUCAUCCCGUCCUCCACCAACCGCACUGCCACCGAGCUGGCCAUGCGUACUGCGGGAUGCCAGCUCCUCUCCUUGAUUGGCCCUUCGUACCUCAUCCAGCACUCGUAUGGUGGCCACUGGGGCAUUCUCCUGUCCAACGACUGUGGGCAGAAUGUCGCCGGCAGCAUCAACCUGGAGAGUUCCACCAUUCCCUUUUGGUGGUACGGCGUUGGCCUGGGCGGCACGUCACAGCGCCCCUGGGGCCUGACGGAGACCAAGAUCGACUACGUCCCGGCCAUCUCGUCGCCUUCCGAGCUCCAGGUCAUCUCGGUCGGCAACGAGACCCUCGCUCAUCGUAACUGCUACCUGCAGAAAGAGCCUGCGCGCAAGCUCCCCAAGAUUGCCAAGGUGCCUUACCUGCUCCUCACGACUGAGGCCAGCGUGCACAUCACUUUUGCUCACUGCCUCAACGACUACAUGAAGCAGGUUGGCGCCAAGCCGGACUGGGUCAAGCUCGCUGACGUGGGCAUCAAGGGCAACGGCCACUUCAUGUACCUGGAGAAGAACAGCGACCUGAUUGCGGGAGUUGUGCACAAGUGGAUCCAGGGUCGGCGAUGA
Messenger RNA from Microdochium trichocladiopsis, 1230 nucleotides. Its product is annotated as Alpha/Beta hydrolase protein. The transcript has a single exon. The record is from RefSeq and is a predicted model, not a curated record. The coding region runs from base 1 to 1230 and encodes 409 amino acids. NCBI's taxonomy places the organism in Eukaryota, Fungi, Ascomycota, Sordariomycetes, Xylariales, Microdochiaceae.